GGGCGGAGCCGUGGGGGCGGGUUCCCCGGCCCGCUGUCUGCGGCCGGCGGGCAGGCGACUCCUGUCCCGAGUGGAGGCGGCGGAGCCGGAGCCAGGGGAGGGGGCAGCGGCUGUGUGACGGACCGCGGUGGCGCCCGCAGCUCCUCACUGCAGCACCCCCACUACAGGCCCGAGGAGCUUUCCGGAGCUUCCCACACUUCUGGGGAGAAGACUUCUUAGCCAGCUUGAUGUUUAAAAUUCAGCUGGAGCCCUUAAAACUUCGAGCGUGGACGCUGAAUGGGUUUGUAAAGUUCCGAAACAAGGAGACAAGUGCCGGUCCAGUGGCUGUAAUGGGAAAGGAUUAUUACAAGAUUCUUGGGAUCCCAUCGGGAGCCAACGAGGAUGAGAUCAAGAAAGCCUAUCGGAAGAUGGCCUUGAAGUACCAUCCAGACAAGAACAAAGAACCCAAUGCUGAGGAGAAGUUUAAGGAGAUUGCAGAAGCCUAUGAUGUGCUGAGUGACCCUAAGAAACGGGGCCUGUAUGACCAGUAUGGGGAGGAAGGCCUGAAGACCGGCGGUGGUUCAUCAGGUGGCUCCAGUGGCUCCUUUCACUACACCUUUCAUGGGGACCCCCACGCCACCUUUGCCUCCUUCUUUGGUGGGUCCAACCCCUUCGAUAUCUUCUUUGCCAGCAGCCGGUCCACUAGACCCUUCAGUGGCUUUGACCCAGAUGACAUGGAUGUGGAUGAAGAUGAGGAUCCAUUUGGCGCCUUUGGCCGCUUUGGCUUCAAUGGUCUGAGCAGGGGUCCAAGGCGACCCCCAGAACCACUGUACCCUCGGCGCAAGGUGCAGGACCCACCUGUGGUGCAUGAGCUGCGAGUGUCCCUGGAGGAGAUCUACCACGGCUCCACCAAGCGCAUGAAGAUCACAAGGCGGCGCCUCAACCCUGAUGGGCGAACUGUGCGCACAGAGGACAAGAUCUUGCACAUUGUCAUCAAGCGUGGCUGGAAGGAAGGCACCAAGAUCACUUUCCCCAAAGAGGGUGAUGCUACACCUGACAACAUCCCUGCUGAUAUAGUCUUUGUGCUCAAAGACAAGCCCCAUGCGCACUUCCGUCGAGACGGCACCAACGUGCUCUACAGUGCCCUGAUUAGCCUCAAGGAGGCGCUGUGUGGCUGCACUGUGAACAUUCCCACUAUUGAUGGCCGGGUGAUCCCAUUACCCUGCAAUGAUGUCAUCAAGCCAGGCACGGUGAAGAGACUCCGUGGGGAGGGCCUUCCCUUCCCCAAAGUGCCCACCCAGCGAGGAGACCUCAUUGUCGAGUUCAAAGUUCGCUUCCCAGACAGAUUAACACCACAGACACGACAGAUCCUUAAGCAGCACCUACCCUGUUCCUAGGCUCUGCCCCAGCCAGCCCAGAGUCUUCCACAGCAAUACCCCCUACACUCACCCCACCCAAUGUGCACCCAGCUUGAUGUCCACUGGACACUGGCAACUUUUUCUAAAAUGAAAAAAAAAAAAAAAAAAAGCCACUGGAUUUCAGGAAAAUGUUCCUGUCCCUGACCCCUUUCAGAGCUGGGCUGCCUUGGGGAAGUGGGUGGGAGGUGGGGAGAGCCUAGUCCAGGCCAGGGGUUAAUUUUCAUGUCACUAGCUUUGAAUCCAGUUCCCACUCCAGUGGCUGGAGAGUGACCUGAGUGCUACUUGAAGAUACAGAGAUUUCCUGUCCAUGCCUGUAAAUAGCAUGUCCUCUUUCCCCUCUCAGCUUUGCUAAUACCUCUCCUCUCCCUUCUCUUCAGUUUCCUCCUACUGGGGGAGGAAGAAGAUAGAAAGGACACUGCUUUCCCACCCCCACUCCACCCCUAGGUCCACAGUGUCUAAGGUUAAUGCACACAUAUUGACGCACACAAGCACUCACCUAGAGCUAUCUGUGCCUCUCCGGAGUUGAGAUAGGAAGGGAAGGUCCGUAACCCAUGAACCGGGCCAUUGAGCACGAGACACUUUUCAUUUGGGGCAGGAAGGUGAACAGGGCCCUUGGCAGACUCCCAGAGAGCUCCCCUGUCCAGAUCCCACAGAGCUGAAAGUUCUGUCCUCCCUGCUGCUCUCGGGAGUAUGCAAGGGUGGAGGGAGGGGAAGAGGGUCUGCUGUAUUAAGGCUGAGAGGGAGGGAGCAGGGUCCAUCUCCCAGCCUUCAUCAGGAAGGGAAAGGGCUUUGGGGUCAGGUGGCAGCUAUUCCCCACCAAGAGAUUCAGGGUCACAGGUUUCUCCCCACAUCUCUGAACUCAGGGCCUAGCCACCCCCAAACUUCCAAAUCCCACUUUUGUGAUAUGUGAAGCUACUUAUUUCUUACCCUUCAUGGAGGCUGCGUGGGGAAUUUCCAGCCCAUUGAUGCCUGGGUGACCCCACCCCACUCCCACAGUUGUAUAAAGGUUAAAUAGUGAAGGAGCUAGGGGAAGACUGCUUCAGCCAGGUCCUGGGGUGGGGUCUUUAGGUUUUCUCACUUUGACAAGCCCCUGAAUGUUUUUAUAGUAGUUUUUUUGUAUUUUUUUGUAAUGACAGUAUUAUGGAAAAUAAAUAAAGUAUUUUAAAAAUAA
Messenger RNA from Canis lupus familiaris (dog), 2568 nucleotides. It is a transcript of the gene DNAJB5, whose product is annotated as DnaJ heat shock protein family (Hsp40) member B5. Gene Ontology annotation, biological process: negative regulation of transcription by RNA polymerase II. Gene Ontology annotation, molecular function: protein-folding chaperone binding. NCBI's taxonomy places the organism in Eukaryota, Metazoa, Chordata, Mammalia, Carnivora, Canidae. Gene Ontology annotation, cellular component: cytosol. The record is from RefSeq and is a predicted model, not a curated record. The coding region runs from base 228 to 1376 and encodes 382 amino acids. The transcript is spliced from 5 exons.